Molecule: messenger RNA, 1218 nt
Organism: Danio aesculapii
Lineage: Eukaryota; Metazoa; Chordata; Actinopteri; Cypriniformes; Danionidae
Gene: ubac2
Product: UBA domain containing 2
Exons: 9
Coding region: 133-1185 (350 amino acids)
Molecular function (GO): protein binding; serine-type endopeptidase activity
Source: RefSeq, a predicted model, not a curated record
GAUACCCUUUCCCCUUUCCCUCUCUCGGAGCGAGAUUUCCUUAUAACGCGUAAUGUUUUUACGUUUUUAAAUUCAGUGCCUUUAUGUCGUUGUUUCCUUAGUUUUUUUAGUUAUAUUCCGCGUGUAAGUGGCAUGAUGUUCACGUCCACCGGUUCGUGGGGAUUAUAUAAAGCACCCCUGUCGAAGAGCUUACUGCUGCUUCCCACAGUCCUCACUGUGCUGCUGACUGUGCUUCUGCCUCAGUACCAGGAUCUGUUCAUAUACAACCUCCAGGCCAUCAGGCAAGGCAAACAGUUCUGGAGGCUGGUGAGUGGACGACUUAUCUGUCUGGACCUGAAAGACACUUUCUGCAGCAGUCUGCUUAUUUACAAUUUCCGCAUAUUUGAAAGAAGGUUUGGCAGCCACAAAUUUGCUUCUUUCCUCUUUGGAGCUUGGGUUCUUUCUGCUUUUGUGGACUUGCUGCUGACAGAAGCUCUUCGCUUCACGUUUGAACUUGAGGUGGAUGUUCUUCCAGCUGGACUGCUGGGUCCAGUCUUUGCUCUGUUUGUGCCUUUCUACAGCUCUAUCCCACGAGUUCAUGUCACUCAGCUGCUCGGACACUUCUCAAUCACAAACAAGUCUCUGACAUACAUCGUGGGUGCACAGCUCUUGACCUCAAGUGCCUACAUGUGGGUCGUUGCUUGUAGUGGACUGAUCGCAGGCAUGUUGUAUUACAGUAAUAAGUUGGCAGUCCAGAAGUUCUUGCGUGUACCUGGAUGGGCAGCUAGAUGUGGUUCACUAAUUCUGGAGCCAAUCUUCUCCGAUUCUGAGCCCACGGCAGAGACCCCGCUGGGGAUGGGGGCUACUUUAGACAUCCAGAGACAGCAGAGGAUGGAUAUGCUGGACCAGCAACUGCUCCUUUCUCAGCUGGCACACUUCAGGAGAAAUGCACAGCAAGAGCAGGCUCAGACUGGUCUCCUGAACUGGAACAGAUUCUUCCCCACUCUGAGGCACAGAGGACAAAACCGGCCCCACGAGGGGCCACAGCAGCCCUCCUAUACGCAACCAACAGAGAACCCAGCAGUGACAGAGGAACAGGUUGCAAGAUUAAUGGAGAUGGGUUUCUCAAGGAUGGAUGCCCAAGAAGCACUCAGAGCAUCUAAUAAUGACAUUAACAUCGCAACAAACUUCUUGCUUCAGCACUAAGACAAAAUAAAUUGAAGAUGACAAUGAGGUCAA